UGGGGUGGUGGUGGUGGGGGGGGUGGUGGUGGUGGAGAGAACCCCGCCAGGAAUUCGACACCACUCCGAGUGAACGGGCGGGGUUGCGGAGAUUGAUCCGAUUACGGGGUGGGGCGUGGUGGGGGGGGGCGAAUAACAUCGAUUUGCAAAUCAAGAAUGAAAUUCAAUGAAAUAGCUACCUCCUCGAUGAGCCGCGUCACCAUAAAAUUAUAACAAUUAUAAUAAUUCUAAUAAUUACAUCAUGAUCAUCAUUUAGUUACGGACCAAUCAAUGACCAGGAAUUGAACUGUACACUUCAGAUCACGAGUUAAGCCCUCUGAACGCAGGCACUACCGAGUUGAAUAUUGCGCAGACAACAACAACAGCAACAACAACAACAACAGCAGCAGCAACAACAACGACAACAACGGCGGCGCCUACGCCUCUGUGAGUCUGAAGACUGCUCCUGCUCGAGAGGGUCGCGUGCCCUCGUCUUAGAUAGGAGGCUGCACUGGCCAGAGGGGACGUCUACUUGCUGUACUGCCAUCGUUUGGCCAGCCUCGCCUGUGAGGUCUCACGCAGCAUUCACAAUUCGCUCUGCCAACUCCCACCACCACUACCCACCACCACCACCCACCACCACCCACCACCCACCACCCGUAGCUCGGCACUCCAAGUCACUAGGUGCGCACGACGAGACACCAGUUGCGAGGCUCUUUGCGCUAGCAACAGGCAAUGCAGGCACUCGCGCGAGGCAUAGGCAUCGAGCUAUCUGCACGCUAGCAAUAAGGCACUCGCAGUAGGCACUUAGACAAUAGCUACUCGGCAUGAGCCACUAAAGAUGAGCAAUAGACAUUUUAGGCAUUCGACGCGAGAAAUGUACAAUGUAGGCACUUGUAAUAGGUACCAGGAAUAGGCGUCAUAGAGACCAGGCACUAGCAAUAGGCAUUACACAAUAGGCACCAGCAAUAGGCGUCGGAGACACCAGGCACUAGCAAUAGGCGUCAUAGACACCAGGCACUAGCAAUAGGCAUUACACAAUAGGCACCAGCAAUAGGCGUCAUAGACACCAGGCACUAGCAAUAGGCAUUACACAAUAGGCACCAGCAAUAGGCGUCAUAGACACCAGGCAGUAGCAAUAGGCAUUACACAAUAGGCACCAGCAAUAGGCGUCAUAGACACCAGGCACCAGCAAUUGGCGUCAUAGGCACCAAGCAAAACGAAGAAAGGCUCUCAGAAGUAGCUCUGUGAUAUCCGCUUCCACGGGUCGUUCUGAGUGGAGCAGAGAAGACGACGAAGAAGAAGAAGCGUGUUGUUGUUGCUGCUGCUGCCGCCAUGCUGGCGAGGAUGCGGCCGGGCCGCCGUGGCUCCCCUGCCACGCUGCUGCCGCUGCUGCUCGUCUCCACGGCGCUGGCCGUGACCACCAUGGUGGCGCGCCUGGGCCGCGCCUCGGGCUGCCCGGCACGCUGCGAUUGCUCCCCACACAACCGCUCGGUGGUGUGCCACCGGCGUCGCCUCGCCUCCAUCCCCGAGGGCAUCCCCACGGAGACGCGCUCGCUCGACCUCAGCAAGAACCGCAUCCGGGCGCUCGCCGCCGACGACUUCGCCGCCUUCCCGCUGCUCGAGGAGGUGGACGUGAGCGAGAACGUCCUGGCGAGCAUCGAGGACGGCGCCUUCAACAACCUGCCGCACCUGCGCUCGCUGCGUCUCCGCAGCAACCGCCUCAAGCUCAUCCCCCUGGGCGCCUUCGCCGGCCUCGGCAACCUCACGCACCUCGACAUCAGCGACAACCGCGUCGUGGUCCUCCUCGACCUCAUGUUCGCCGACCUCCGCAGCCUGCGCUCGCUCGACGUGGGCGACAACGAGCUGGUGUACGUGUCGCAGCGCGCCUUCGCCGGCCUGCACAGCCUCGAGCACCUGGCGCUCGAGCGUUGCAACCUGACGUCGGUGCCCGCCGACGCGCUGUCCCACCUGCACCGACUGCUGUCGCUGCGUCUGCGCCACCUCGGCAUCGGCGCCGUGCCGCCGUACGCCCUGCGCCGCCUCUCGCGCCUCAAGGCGCUCGAGAUCGAGCACUGGCCCCUGCUCGAGGCGCUGGCGCCCAACAGCCUCUACGGGCUCAACCUGACGCGCCUCUCCGUGACGCACUGCAACCUGACGGCCGUGCCGUACGCGGCGCUGCGCCACCUCGUCUACCUGCGCCUCCUCAACCUCUCCUUCAACCCCAUCGCGGCCGUCGAGGGCCGCCUGCUCGUCGACCUGGCGCGCCUCCAGGAGCUGCACCUGGCGGGCGCGCGCCUCGCCACCGUCGAGGCCCGCGCCUUCCACGGCCUCGGCCACCUGCGGCUGCUCAACGUGUCGGGCAACCGCCUCGACACACUCGAGGAGGCCGCCUUCCAGUCGGUGGCCAACCUCGCCGUGCUGCGCCUCGACGACAACCCGCUCGCCUGCGACUGCCGACUGCUGUGGCUGCUGCGCCGGCGACGGCGCCUGAGCUUCGACGGCGCGCAGCCGGCGUGCGCCGCGCCCGACGGCGUCCGCGGCUGGGAGUUCCGCAACUUCCCCGACGUCCUCCUGCCCAACUACUUCACCUGCCGACGGCCGCGGAUCCUCGACGGGGACGCCGCGCCGGCGUCGUCGUCCGCGUCCUCGGCGCCGCCGCCGCAGCCGUCGUCGUCGUCGCGCUGGAGGAGCGCCGUGGUGGACGAGGGCCACAGCGCCGUGUUCCCGUGCCGCGCCGAGGGUGACCCGCCGCCCAGGGUCUUCUGGCUGUCGCCGCAGAGGGCCGCGCUGACGGCGCGGGGCAACGGGCGCAUGCUCGUGUCGCCCGACGGCGCUCUCGAGGUGCGCUACGCGCAGCCGGGCGACGGCGGCGUGUACACGUGCGUGGCGGCCAACGCGGGCGGCAACGACACCCUGGCGGUGCGCCUCGCCGUGCGCGGCUACGCGGGCGCCGACCACUUCCUGCACAUGGCCAGGACGACGCCGCUCGUGGACGGCGCGGCCAGGCCGGGCCACGGCGACAACGGCAGCUGGGACGACGACGGCGGCGGCGGCGGCAGCGGCGUCGGAGGGAGCGACGUGGCGCUGCCUCACAAGAGGUUCCUGCUCAAUCUGCAGACGGUACUCGUGGCCACGGCCAUGGGAUGCUGCUCCUUCCUGGGCGUCGUGCUGCUCUGCCUGCUGCUCCUGUUCGUCUGGAGCCGCGCCAAGGGGCGCGUGAAGAAGACCUUCGACGUGGGACACGUGCCGCGGUGCAACCAAGAAGGCGGCGGCGGCGGCGGCGGCGGCGGUGGCGCCGAGCCGAGGACAUUCAGCACCCGAAUGAUGUAGGGAGGCGGGGUGUAGAGUGCCGCCGUUGUGACGUCGUCGCCGGCGUUGUGACGUCGUCGUUGUGACGUCGUCGCCGUCGUUGUGACGUCGUCGUUGUGACGUCGUCGCCGUCGUUGUGACGUCGUCGCCGUCGUCAUCGGUUUCAUCGUCACGAUGAUCGGCGGCAGCAGCAGCAGCAGUAGCAGCAGCAACAUCAACACAAGAGUCGUCGUUCUAUUUCUCAUUGCCACUAUCAUGGCAUCAAUGUGAUCGUCAGUAGCAGUCAGAAUCAGAAUAUGUAUUUAUACUGAUGAGCUAUGAAGUUCUUUCUCGCAGAUGUCCAGUGGGCAACGGGCAUCGUUAUUUCUCAUCAUCAUCAGCAGCAUCGGGCAAUCAUCAAUGCGAUCGUCAUCAGCAGCAGUAGCAGCAGCGGCAUCGCUAUUUGCCAUCAUCAACAUGCAUUUGUUACGAGUUGUCUUCACUAUUGUAUAAUCAUCAUCACUUCUUCAUCAUCAUCAUCAUCGUGGGGUCAGUAAAAUAAGUACAACUUCAGAAGGCUGCACUGCAAUUCGAUUGCAGACUCUGUAUGAACCUACGUUGUAAAAUCUUUCAAUAAAUCGUGUAAUAAUAAU
Messenger RNA from Petromyzon marinus (sea lamprey), 3923 nucleotides. NCBI's taxonomy places the organism in Eukaryota, Metazoa, Chordata, Hyperoartia, Petromyzontiformes, Petromyzontidae. The record is from RefSeq and is a predicted model, not a curated record.